Messenger RNA from Vespula vulgaris, 5658 nucleotides. Its product is annotated as phosphatidylcholine:ceramide cholinephosphotransferase 2-like. Gene Ontology annotation, molecular function: sphingomyelin synthase activity; ceramide cholinephosphotransferase activity. Gene Ontology annotation, biological process: ceramide biosynthetic process; sphingomyelin biosynthetic process. Gene Ontology annotation, cellular component: endoplasmic reticulum membrane; Golgi membrane. Bases 148 to 1344 code for a protein of 398 amino acids. Lineage: Eukaryota; Metazoa; Arthropoda; Insecta; Hymenoptera; Vespidae. The transcript has 6 exons. The record is from RefSeq and is a predicted model, not a curated record.
GUGGUUGUUGCGAGUAAAAACGUUCAACAAAACCGGUCGUCGAAAUGACAGGGCCGAUCGUGUUAUGAGUUUGCGCCGUAGAUCUAGUUUUGCAGCAGUCUUCGAAGAUCGCGAUCGACGGAAGGGUCGUAUAUCGUCUCAGUGUCCAUGAUGGUAUUGGACCCCAAGGUCACGAGUCUACAUAGCGAUUACGGAAGUUUCGAUCGACCAUUGGGAGGUGGGGAGGGUCACGAGAGGGACGUGGAGGCGGCGGUUGAUGGGAGUAGCAGCGGAAUGGCACAAUCGAGUGAUAUUUAUCAAAGGCAACCUCUCUUACCUGGUGCACCAACUAAGAGUAAGGAUAAGUGGUCCGGGGUGGCUUCCGGUUCGGAUUAUUACGAGGACGACGAAGAGGAGAAAAUCGACGGUCUUGGACGUCAUCCAGGAAUAACGAAUGGACCAGGAAGCGGCGUCAUUAAAAUCGACAUACCGGCGCCGCUUCGCGAGGAACCACGAUUUCCCAAAGAAAAAUGGAAAACUUUUAUUGCUUUCCUGUUCAUGGUCGUGAACUUCAUACUGACCACGGCCUCACUUGCGAUGGUGCACGAACGUGUUCCAGAUCGUAAUAUCUAUGGCCCGUUACCAGACAUUGUACUGGAUAAUAUUACUGCCCAAGAUUGGACUCUCAAUGUUUCGGAAGUUCUCAUUAUGAUAAUGUCCAACUCGGCAAUGGUUUUCAUUAUUUUUCACAAACACAGAUUUAUCGUCAUCAGACGGAUAUUCCUUUUAAUGGGUCUGCUGUACAUGAUGAGGAGUAUCACGAUGUAUGUGACCGUUUUGCCGGUCGCAAGUAAAACAUAUUUCUGUAGUCCAAAGGCAAACAACACAAGUCCUCUUCUGGUUACGAAAAGAGUACUGCAACUUAUCUCUGGUUUCGGUUUGUCGAUUAAUGGCAAACACACUUAUUGUGGAGAUUACAUUUACAGCGGUCACACGGUUGUACUUGUACUUAGUUACCUGAUUAUUAAGGAGUAUUCCCCUAGAAGAUGUCAACCGAUUCAUUGGUUGGGAGGUCUUACGGUCUUUGUUGGUAUAAUAAUGGUAUUGGUAGCUCAUGGACAUUAUACGGUUGAUGUCCUUAUAGCAUAUUAUUUAACUACACGUUUAUGGUACAUAUACCAUACGUUAGCAAAUAAUCCUUAUUUGAAGCAAAACGGACCAAAUAAUUUUCUGGCCCGGCUCUGGUGGUAUCCUAUUUUCAAAUAUUUUGAGAAAAAUGUGGGUGGUACAGUGCCACGACAAUACAAUUGGCCUUUACCUUGGCCUCGAAGAUUUCUUGCCAAGCAUCCUAACCGAGACAGUUAAUAUCUGCCCAGGCUCCAAGUUAGAGACUGAUAAGUAACGAAAUCCUUCCUGAUUCUAUAUGUAUAUGUGUAUACAUAUGUGCGUGUGCGUGUGCGUGCGCGUGCGUAUGUGUGUGUAUAUAUAUAUGCACACACAUAUACACAGUUAUACAUAUACAUAUACAUAUACGUUUGCACCUAAGCUUAUUCGUAUGAAAAUAACGCUUGGGUGAAAGGGAAGUGUCCAUGAUAUGCGAAUUUUUGAGAAUUACGCCCUUGCAUUGUGCAUUUUAAAGGGUUUGCACAAAAGUUUGCAUCAACGUUCAAUUUGUUAUACCGCGUGUGCGGGCCAAAACUAUCGGGCGUAUAUAACUUGCAGUUUACUCAAUCGCGUCGCAAUUCACGCUUUACCUGAUUUUCAUGAAAAACUAGCGUAUAUCCUAUGUAAAGAAGAAUUAUAAUAGCUUAUCUAUACGAUGCUUUGCGCGAAGUUUUAGAAAUGAUUAGUACGAUUGGGAGGGAGGGAUUCCGGGGGGGGUGGGAGGGGCAACAGAAGAUAUUUCGUUGAUAAUAUAAUUGAACAGAUCUGAACGCACACACCGAUAUUUAUAUAUACAUAUAUAUGUUUUAUUUGAAACACACACAUACACACACACACACAUAUACACGAGAACGAAGUAUAUUUUGAUUUAUGUAAAAUUAAAACUCGAUUUUUCCAACUAGAAUUUUUUCGGUUAUCUCUUCCUUUUUUUUCUUUCUUUUUUUUUUCUAAAUCCUUUUCUUCGUUUUUUCUAACAAUACAAAACCUUCCUCCAAUCGAAUUACUCUCUUAUUAUAUCUCUUGAUCAUUAUACUUCCAAUAUGCAACCUGCCGUACGACUUAUUCCGGCGAAAAACGAUCCAGCAAUGAAUAUAUCGAUAUAUAUAUAUGUAUGUAUGUAUGUAUGUAUGUAUGUAUGUAUGUAUGUAUGUAUGUAUGUAUGUAUGUAUGUAUGUAUGUAUGUAUGUAUGUAUGUAUGUAUGUAUGUAUGUAUGUAUGUAUGUAUGUAUGUAUGUAUGUAUGUAUGUAUGUAUGUAUGUAUGUAUGUAUGUAUGUAUGUAUGUAUGUUACACACGUACACGUACAACUAAAUCCUUUCAAAUUUAUUUAACGAAUAUUCCUCGAAAUUGGUUUUCCACGGACAGCCUUGAAAGGAGAUAGAUAUAACAAAAGAAAAAAAUAAGAAAAGAAAAACAAAUAAAAUAAAAGAAAAAUAGACAGAAAGAGAGAAAGAAAAGAUAGCUCCCUACCCUGUAGUAGAGGCGAUCGUGCAAUUUCGUGGGACCAAAGAAGAAUGUUUUAAAGAGUAAUGUGUUAGUUCCGUACUAUAUCGAAAGAUAAUACAAAGUAUAUAUACUUUAUUAAGUAAUAGGAAAAAAAAAUAAAUCAAUCAAUCAAUCAAUGAAUAUUUAAUGUUAUACGUAUGAUAUACAAUAAUAAAAAAAAAAUAUUUAAUAUCUUUUUCAAUUAGUACAAUUCGAAGAAAAUAUUGCCAAAUCAUUUUCUAUGUUUGUCAGUUUAGACCAACGUAAAAAUUCAUUCAUUUAAUUUGCUUUCUUCCUUUUUUCUUUUUUUUUUUGAUUUUCCUUUACGGCCGUCUCUAAUCUUAACUUCUCUCAAGACUGGUAUAAAAAAAGAAAAGAUUAUUCGUUAGAAUAGGAUAUAAAUAUAAUACUUACAAAUAUACAGAAAGUAUAUAACAUUUAUAUAAUGAUUUUCUCAUUACAUUUUUUUUAAACUCUUGACGUUUUACACACAACUCGGCAAAAAUAAAUAAGAAGAAAGUAGAUUGCAGAAUUCGUGAUUCUUCGGAAUAAGAUCGUUAGAAUUUCGUAAAUACAUAUGCGUCUAUAGACAUAUAUAUGUAUGUAUAUAUGUAUGUAUAUAUAUAUCUAUAUACAUAUGUAUGUAUAUAUGUAUGUAUAUAUAUAUCUAUAUACAUAUGUAUGUAUAUAUGUAUGUAUAUAUAUAUCUAUAUACACAUAUACGUGAUAGCGGUGAGUAUAAUUAUAACACUGAUACAUAUAUGUAUAAAUUAAGACGAUUUUACGGAUCAUCCUUCAUAUACGGUCGGAAUGUCGUUUCUAUUCAAAAGGAUUUUCUUUGAGAUUUCUUAGUAACACGAUGGUUGCAUGGGUUAUACAAAUAUUUUCUAUUACUUCUAUUUGAUUUCACGUCUCUCUCCUAGUAUAUCGUACAUCCACACGAAAAGCAUUUCCUUUAAAUUCUUGCCCAUUUUUAUUUUGAUAACAUUAUAUUCACUUUUACAAAUAUAUAUAUAUAUAUAUAUAUAUAUAUAUAUGUAUGUAUGUAUAUAUGUAUAUAUAUAUAUAUAUGUACACACAUUACAUAUUUGAGAUAUUAAUACAUGCGCUUAUAUAUCAUUGAUGUAUACAUAUGUAAUUUAAUUACAAAAAAGGAAACGUACGAACUUCUACGAAUCUCUAUUAUUAUUAUUAUUAUUAUUUUAUUAUUAUUAUUAUUAUUAUUAUUAUUAUUAUUAUUACUACUACUACUAUUACUAUUACUAUUACUAUUAUUAUUAUUAUUAUUAUUAUUAUUAUUAUUAAUAUUAUUAUUAUUACUUUUAUUAUUAUUACUAUUACUAUUAUUAUUAUUAUCAUUAUUUUUAUUUCUUUUUUGAUUUAUUAAACUAAAGAUAGAAAAGUAAUAAAAACUUAUAGUGUGUUACUAUUGUUGAUUUGCGCGUGUUAUAUGAAAGUUUGUCUAUCAUGCGAUAAAGCUCAUGAAAGUACUGCAUAUAUAUUAUUAUCUAACUUAAGUGAAAGAGAAACGAUGACUUCUAUUUAACUCAAUCGUAAUCUUAAGCGAUUAUAUUGCGAAUUGUUGUCGCAAUUUAAUCAUAUACAUAUAAUGAAAUUCUUCCGCUCUUCGCGUCAUUAGUUUUUUUCUCUUCUACGUUCAGUCAAUAUAUAUAUAUAUAUAUAUAUAUAUAUAUAUAUAUAUAUAUAUGUAUAUGGAUAUACAUACACAGACAACAUCAACAAAAACUUUUGUAAUAACGUUCACACACGACUGAUAAAACUUAAGAUUGUGCAACCAAUUACAAAAAUUAGAAUUUUCGAUUUCUUUUUGUGCAGUACUGAUUUAUUAUUGUUAUAUUGAUACAUACGCGCACACACAUACAUACACACACACACAAACAACAAAAGAAAAUGAAAGAAUUGAUAGUAGUCACCAUUGAUAAUCUAUUCCGUUAUAAACCCUUUUGCUACCGAACGAAAUAUAUAACUUUCGAGACGAUUCACACGUUACACUUUAAUAUACCAAACCUAUUAUAGUAUGUAGUAUUACACUAAACUCUUAACAGUACCAAAAAGAUAUAUUUAUUGGAUUAAAAAUAUGUAAUCAUAUAUAUGUAAUGUUGAAGUAGCAAAAAGGUUUGAGAGAAUUCAUGCGUUUAUCCAUCUGUGAUGAUAAAAAAAAAAAAAAUAAAAAAAAAAAAUAAAAAGAAAAAAAAAAAAAAAAAAAAAAAAAAAACGAGAAAAAUAAAUCGUCGCGUAAGAUGUCGAUAUUAUAUAUAUAUAUAUAUACAUAUGUGUGUAUGUACAUAUACAUAUACCCACCUAUAAAAUCUCAUUUUUUAAUCGAUUUACAUAAAUAUCAUCGAAAUUUUACGUGACCCAAGAAAAAAAGUAAAUCAAUAUUUCGGACGAAUAAUUGAAAAAUUCCAACGUUUUGUCAAUUUAUAUAAAAUGCUAUUACGUUUGUUAAUCUUCGGCAAUUGUAUAAUAGCCGUCCAUAUUUUAUUGUCAACUAUCAUAGUUUAAAUAUUAUGUUGUUACAUGUGAUUAAACCCAUUGGGGAAAACGGUUGUAAUGCCGAGGAUAAAAAUAAAAUAUAGGCGACACUACUAUUUAGAUAAAGAAUAUUGAGAUUAUUUAAUAUGUCUUGAAAUAUUGUUUUUAAUUAUGCUCUUACUAUUAUUCGAAUAUAUAAGGACUUGAAUUGCAUAUAAUACUGAAGACUCGGAUAUUCGUAAACCCCAAACAACAGUGUUUUCAUCGUCACGAAUAAUUUCGAUGUGAUUUUUGUCCGAAUCGAUGAAAACAAUUAAACGAAAUUAGAUAUAUGUAUGAAACAAUUGAUGAAUUGAGAAAAAAAUUACAAGAAAAAGAAAAAAAAAAUUUUAGUAGAUAGAUAGAUAGAUAGAUCGAUAGAUAGAUAGAUAGAUAGAGAGAGAAAGAGAGAGAGAGAGAGAGAGAGAGAGAGAGAGUUUCGUGGCGCACGCGUAAUGGUGCAUCGUCUCCUCUACAGCCGUUCAUAAUACUUCUU